GACUUGGAAGGACUGAUAAGAGGAAAGGCUAAAGCAGACAUCUUGGCAAUGGCGAUGUUUGAACCUCAGCAUGACUUGUUGUAAGCUUGCAUGAGAGCCUCAAGAUCUACCGUGUGUAUCUACCAACAACGUGAUCAUCGAUUCUUGAGGUCGUCAGCAAUCUUGCAAUCGGCAGCCCGAGAUCGACAUCUUCAUGGACGAAGAUGCUUACCGUGCAGGUCCCUCCGCUCCCCUCUUGACACCCGUGAGGAGACAUGGCUCCUCUGGUCCUCCCUUGCUCCACAGCGGGCAGAGCGGGCAGAGCGUACGGCCUCUCUUCUUCCUCCCUACACGACAAUCUUGUACACGAAGAAUCUUACCCUCUCCGACACGCACUCGGAUAAAGAUAAACGAUGCAGGAAUGGUCUCAUACCCUAAGGAAGACGAAACGCAUGUGACUCCUCUCCCUCAUCUUUGUGCUUUCCCCUCAAUCUCCUCCAUCGUCUUCUUCUUCUUCUUCUUGCUCAGCCUAUAAGCAAAGCCUUCCACGACAUAUAGCUCGAGAGGAAGCUUACCAACGUUCAUCGAGUCGGAAACUAAGAGAUGCGGAGGGGAUCAGCGCAGCGGCUGAGGUUGCUACUAUUGAUACUCUGCUGUAGCAGCGCCGUCGCAGCUAAGAAACCGACCUACAUCGUGCACAUGGCCAAGUCCCGGAUGCCACCCAGCUUCGCCGAGCACCGCCACUGGUACGACGCGUCGCUCCGAUCCGUAUCUGGCUCCGCCGAGGUCCUCUACUUUUAUGACACCGUUGCCCACGGCUUCUCCGCCCGGCUCACCCCUGCCGAGGCCCGCGCCCUCGCCCGCCGCUACGGCGUCCUCUCCGUCGAGCCCGAGACCCGGUACGAGCUCCACACCACUCGGACCCCCGAGUUCCUCGGCCUGGACCGCGGCGGCGGGUUCGUCACCUCGUCCGACUCGGAUGGCGACGUCGUGGUCGGGGUCCUCGACACGGGCGUGUGGCCCGAGAGGAAGAGCUUCGACGACGCCGGGUUCGGGCCCGUCCCGGCGAGUUGGAAGGGCGGGUGCGAGGAGGGCAAGGACUUCGUUCCAGCGGCCGCCUGCAACCGGAAGCUGGUGGGGGCCCGGUCGUUCUACAGGGGGUACGAAGCGAGCAUGGGCCCGAUGGACGAGUCCAAGGAGGCAAGGUCGCCAAGAGAUAAUGACGGCCACGGGACCCAUACCUCCACCACCGUCGCCGGCUCCGCCGUGCCGGACGCGAGCCUCCUCGGCUACGCUGCCGGCACUGCCCGCGGCAUGUCUUCCCGCGCCCGCGUCGCCGUGUAUAAGGUCUGCUGGGUCGGCGGGUGCUUCAGCUCCGACAUCCUCGCGGGCAUGGACAAGGCGGUGGAGGACGGGUGUGGCGUCCUCUCCCUGUCCUUGGGCGGCAGGGUGGCUGACUACUACCGGGAUGGCAUUGCCAUUGGUGCGUUCACGGCCAUGGAAAAGGGGGUGUUCGUCUCAUGCUCCGCCGGCAACGCAGGGCCAGUGCCGACCAGCCUCUCCAAUGUGGCCCCGUGGAUCACCACGGUCGGUGCCGGCACGCUCGACCGUGACUUCCCCGCCUACGUGGUGCUCGGCAAUGGCGAGAACUACACCGGCGCCACGCUCUACGGAGGAGAUCCCCUCCCGUCAUCGCCCCUGGAGUUGGUCUACGCCGGGAAUGUCACCAACACCACCAACGGGAACCUUUGCAUGCUGGGGACCUUAUUGCCGGAGAAAGUCGCCGGAAAAAUCGUCCUCUGCGACCGAGGGAUAAACUCUCGGGUCCAAAAGGGCUAUGUGGUCAGUGAAGCCGGCGGAGCCGGCAUGGUCCUUGCCAACUCGGCCGGCAACGGGGAAGAGCUCGUUGCCGACGCCCACCUUCUACCAGCCACCGGCGUCGGGGAAAAAGCAGGGAACGCCAUAAGAUCGUACCUUUUCUCCGAUCCGAGCCCGACGGCGACCAUAGUGUUCAGGGGAACCAAGGUCGGGGUCCGGCCGUCGCCGGUUGUGGCGGCGUUUUCCUCCCGGGGGCCGAACACGAUCACCCGAGCCAUCCUCAAGCCAGACCUCAUCGCGCCGGGGGUCAACAUCCUCGCUGGGUGGACGGGGGCGGUCGGGCCGACGGGGCUGGGGAUGGAUGCACGGCGAACAGAGUUCAACGUCAUAUCCGGGACGUCGAUGUCUUGCCCGCACGUGAGCGGCCUGGCAGCGCUUCUCAAGGGGGCGCAUCCGGAGUGGAGCCCAGCCGCCAUCAGGUCCGCCCUCAUGACCACCGCCUACGCCGCAUAUCCCAGCGGCGACUCCAUCAUCGACGCGGCAACAGGCCGCGCCGCCACGCCGUUCGACCUCGGGGCCGGGCACGUGGACCCCCCGCGAGCCAUGGACCCGGGGCUCAUCUACGACCUCACCGUGGACGACUACCUCGACUUCCUCUGCGCCUCGAACUACACCCCCUUCCGGAUCGCCAGCCUCACCAAAAGGAGCAACUUCACGUGCGACGCUACGAGGACCUACGCGGUGUCGGACCUCAACUACCCGUCGUUCGCGGUGGCGUUCCCGGCAACGACAAACGACGUCGUCGUAGGGGAUGCCACGACGGUGAAGCACAGGAGGACGUUGACCAACGUCGGGGGGCCGGGGACGUACAAGGCGACGGUGAGGGCGUGGGCGGGGACGGAGGCAGGGGGCGUGAAGGUGGCGGUGGAGCCCUCGGAGCUGAGCUUCACGGAGGUGGGGGAGAGGAGGGGCUACACGGUGCGCUUCUCCGCAGCGGGGCAGCCUUCGGGCACGACGGGGUUCGGCCGGCUCGAGUGGUCGGACGGUGAGCACGUGGUGGCCAGCCCGCUCGCGUUCACGUGGAAAUGAGAAGACGGUGCGAAGUGCACCGUGUGGGCAUGUUCGUAUCGCAAGCAAGUGUUGCUUUUGGCAGUUUAACUGUAGCUUUUCUUGUGAUAAGGACACCUAAGUUGGUUCGACCACUGUGGAUUAUGUUCGUCCAAAUCGGACUCCAAUGCGAACGCAAACCAAUCCCUCAUCUUUGGAGCGCACGACAGUAAAUGCCCCGAUCAAUAUAUCAUUUAUCACCAUCCAAAUGUGCUUACCAUAUUGGCCGAUGGCGACACUUCUCAUAGCCAUUUCAUCGAACACCUAACGUGUUCCUUGCAGCUCGUACCUGUACUCGCCCCCCGUAGUCGAAACCCAAACCUCACGCUUCUCCGGUCCCAUCCGAGAGAGAUUGGAGCAGGGGAUCUUUGUCGGCGAAGCUACAGAGCACGUACUGCUGCCACUUCUUGAACGGUAUAUACACACGUAUAGCCACUUAUUGGCGAUACUUGUCAUAGCCAUUUCGUCGAACACCCAACCGGUUCCUUGGAGCACAUAGCUGGACUCGCCCGCCGUAGUCGAAACCCAAACCUUACGCUUCUCCCGUCCCAUCCGAGAGAGACUGGAGAAGGAGAUCCUUGUACGUGAUGACACAGCUGGAAUUGGCGAAGCUACAGUGUAUGUACUCGUCGCUUCUUCAGCGGGCGGUCACCGUUUGUCUCUUCUGUCGUCACGCAACGCAAACACAAGCGUCGUUUCGACUCUCGCACAGUAAAUCUUUGGGAGCAGAGGAUGGCGUGCUUCACAUUUGACUACA
Musa acuminata AAA Group (dessert banana) is the source of this 3661-nucleotide messenger RNA. RefSeq names its product subtilisin-like protease SBT1.7. NCBI's taxonomy places the organism in Eukaryota, Viridiplantae, Streptophyta, Magnoliopsida, Zingiberales, Musaceae. The coding region runs from base 583 to 2886 and encodes 767 amino acids. The transcript has a single exon. The record is from RefSeq and is a predicted model, not a curated record. Gene Ontology annotation, biological process: proteolysis. Gene Ontology annotation, molecular function: serine-type endopeptidase activity.